AUGAACGUCCUUGCUGCUUGCAAUUUCAAUCUCAUGUUCACAUUUGUGUACGCUGGCUGGGAAGGAACCGCGAGCGACUCCAAGGUUUACAAGGAUGCCCUGCAAAAUGGACUAGCCUUAUCACCAACCAAGUUUGACAUUGGAGAUGCUGACGAACUCGAUAUCACCUCAACGAAUGGGGACAAGGGAGAUUGA
Molecule: messenger RNA, 195 nt
Organism: Aphanomyces invadans
Lineage: Eukaryota; Oomycota; Saprolegniomycetes; Saprolegniales; Verrucalvaceae
Exons: 2
Coding region: 1-195 (64 amino acids)
Source: RefSeq, a predicted model, not a curated record